GAGAGUUUGUAGGAUGAGUGCUCCAGGAGCUCCGAAGAAGCCGCGACUUUCGCAUAAAAGGCAAAGUUCUUCGACUUUUACUGAGGUCCAUGACGAAAAUAUCGAACCAGUGAAUGUAUUUUGUGUGGAGCCAAACAACUCGAUUGUUACCAGCGAUGAAGCGGAAUAUUUUCGUGAAACUUUUGCCCUCGUUAACAGUCAUGGAUUAGGAGCUGUGUGGAUAUCCGAACAAACGGCACUUGAGGUGUCUUCAUGUGACGAAAGUUUCUACUUUCUUGCUGCUUUCCGCGGUCCAGUUUUUGAGCAUCUCAAGGGACUGGGAGUAAACUUAUAUGGAGCCCAUGCCGUUCGCCAUACCUUGAACAUUGGCGGCGCUUUACCAAGAUGGGACUUUCCUGUAUAUUCCCUCAACCUCACUGGAGCUUGCGUUUGUUUCACAGGGUUACCUGUGGGGAAACGGGACGAGUUGAAGAUGAAAAUAAAUUACAUGAACGGCAUUGUAUCCCCCGGUUUGACAGAGAAAGUAACCCAUCUUGUUACGGAUUACUGUGAUACUCAAUCCAAGAAAUAUACGGAAGCUCGCAGAAUGUGUUUGCCGAUCAUGUCUCCACUGUGGAUAGAAAAAGCGUGGGAAGCUUCUCAGAAGUUUUCUUUGGAAAAUUUUACGUCGACAGAGUUGAAUCAGCGCUAUCGAACUCCCAUUUUCAAUCGAAUGGUAGUCACAGCAACAGGUAUCGGAGGUGAUGAACGCAUUGAUAUUGCACGACUCGUUGAAUUAAAUGGAGGUCGUUUUUCUGGAGAUAUGAAGAGAAAUGAAUGCACUCAUCUGAUUGCAGACCAUAUGAGGGGAGCAAAGUAUAAGAAGGCUCGUGAGUGGGGAUCCGUCAAAAUAGUACGUGCGUCGUGGUUGAGGAAGUCUAUUCAAGCUGGUUACGUUCUUCCGGAAGGAGCGUUUGACCCCGAGAGGCGUAAUCGGUGCAGUACACCAGUGCUAACAACACGAGUACCAGAGCCCGACGAAUUGGAUUGCAGUGUGAUUCCAGGUAAUGGAGGACGUUUGGACAAUUCAACAUUUAAUACGCAGAUUUCGAAGCAUAAUGAGGACCCGGCACCUGAUUUGGAGAGGACGCCGCUGACUUUAGUCAGAACCAAUAUACGCCGAGAAGGUAGCCGCCACCGCUUAACUCCAUCCAUACAGAAUGCUCAUGAUCCAAUCAAUGAGCUUGAUGACGCCUGCUUGAAAGGGGAUUUCGAUUUUUUAGAGGGCUGUCGAGUGUGGAUAUGCGGAGCAGAGCAAACGAACUUGGAUAAGUGGAAAAAGAUACUGGAUAGAAGUGGUGCCACUCGUGUGGGAGGUAUGGAAGCGGCCAGCCACAUUGUUGUGGUGAGUGCGUCCACAACUGAGCGUGCCCGACUGUUACAAGCCAAAUCUAAUGGAGCGCAUGUCAUACGCGCUGAUUGGAUAGUGGCCUGCUGUAGAGAAAAGGAUCUAAUUAGUAUGGAAGAAUACGUUUGGGAUCCUGAGGACACUAUACUUCAUACAGGUUCAGUGCAUCCCAGUAAUGUGACUGGUAAUGUGGAAACACCUAGACGCAACGAAACAGCUGCUUUAUGGCCUACAAGUGCAGCUACGACCAGCAAAGAACUAGUCGCCUCUGACUACUUGAACCUGGCACCUGUUAAGAAUUCGGCGACCCCAGAUAUAUCGAAUCUUUUCCGGUACCUCUUAGUUUUGCUUUUGCUUUCGACUAAACUGCACUUUUUUCGAGCAUUGAAGUUUCGAAUGUGGAGAGUGACACCGGUCGCCGAGGCACAGACUUCCAAGGAAAUACGUUCUGCUGGAGGUACUGUCGUUCCUUCCGACGACGCCUCCUAUGUGCAUUAUCUAGUUUGUGAUCACAUCGAAUGUGGGAAUUUGCCUCUAAAGGGGAGUUACGAUCAAAUAGUUACUGUGUUCUUCGUGAAAAAUUGUCUACUGAACAACCGCAUACUGAAAAUCUCUAGUCAUCCUCUCUACAGGCCAAUACCGGCUGUAGAGGGAAGCCAAGUGUUUCUGAACACCGUGAUUGUCGUCAGCUGUUUUAGUGAGUACGAGAGACUGGUCUUGUCGGAGCUCACAAAAAGAUUCGGUGGACGGGUACAAGAAUCGUUAACGAAACGAAGCAAAGGGGAGCUGCUGGCUGUGACCCAUGUGGUAGGUGGCAGUGAAGGAGAACGUGUGCUUGAGGCUCGUAGGCAAAACUUUAAGGUGGUAGAUCCAUCCUGGAUUAUCGAGAGCAUUAUCAACGACAAACUACUGAAAGAGGAUCAUUUUCCACUUCGGGAUGAGGCUUAUGCUUCAUAUGAGGGCAGAACGGAUUACCUAUGGCCUGAAGCGGAGCAAAUUAAACGGAGAAGUUGCGUCGAGCCUGCGGAUGACUUCUCUGACCUCAUCGUUGAAGAACUACAUGCUUAUCCAGAUGAUAAAGUGACCACACCGCGUCGAACUGGUCCCGAUGUUGGUCAAACCUUCAAAACGCCAACAGUGGCAUGCGCGACAUCCACUCCUUCAUCAGCAGUACCUAGAACGCCGGCUGCUCCAUCGGAUAGGAGCCUAGAUAUGAAGAAAGCCUUUAAGCCACGUUUCGAGGGCCUCACACAAGCAGUAGAGAAUAUACCAUCGCCAUCAACAUCAGAAGCCCCUGAAGAAAGCCUGUCUGAAUCGAAAGUUGGUCGUCUCCUGAAGGAAGCCGUUGUCAAGACAGCUGCUCCGAAGCGUCACGCCAAAAGUGAUCCCGCCUCUGUCUCCGCACACAUUUCUCCCACCAGUUUGCUUGUGACUAGUUCAAAGGGUUUGCGUAAACCUGUACUGCAUCGAAAUGUGCAAGUGGUAGUAAAUGAACCACUCUCGACGGAGAAUCCUCAAUCGUCAUCUAGUCAUCAGAAGAAUGACAUGAUGGUAUUGAGAGCACGAAUGACAGAACGCUUAGAGCGGAGGAACCAAGAAAUAGCAAGGCAUAUAGCCGACAGUAAGGGUGCUACUGUUACGGCGUCAUCUACAUCCCCUGAUCAGAUGAUAAUGUCGCGACGUCGCAAACGUACACAGAACGGCGACAACUCUGGUCCAUCGGCGAAAAAAACGACGCAGUCAUUGUCACCUCCGUCACCAUCUCCGGAUGAAACUGUACAGCCGUUGAUUGAAUGGGAGCCUGAUAUACCCACUAGGCUGUCAUCUAGCGCCAUACUUGGCCUGAAAGAACCAUCCGAUUCCACUCGUCAGACGACAUCAGAAUCAGUGAGUGAUAAAGGGCAGUACUAUGAAUGCAUAAAAGAAGGACCGCUGAACGCUGAAAGGAGGUCCAUUGGCGAAGUAGCACAAGAGCGUACUUGCGCUCCUCAGGCACCAGUUUCUUCUUGCUUGAAUGCUGCUAGCACUGUAGCGACCGUGGCUGCAUCAUUGCGGAAGAUUAACUCUGAGCCAGCUCGUGUGGAGGCAGCCAUGAAAGACACUAUAUCAUCAGAUCACCCAAAUAACAUGAAUACUCGAAGCGCUCCGGAGUUUGGUCAACGGACUUUGCAAUCUAAAGUUGGUGAACUUCCGGAGACAAAGAAGAUGCAGCCACUCGCCAGAAUUCCUACGAUCAAACAAGAACGGAUAUCUUUUGAAUUCAGCGCAACAACUCGUCAUUUUAUUUUCACGUCAGUAGUACCUCAUGAGAAGUUGCGUUUGUCCAACAUCAUUACUCGAUUAGGAGGAAUCGCGGAUGCGGGUGAAUUAAGUGACGAAACUACACAUCUCAUUUGUGGAAAGUUGAUCCGCGGCUCGAAACUCAUGGGGUGCAUAGCAAGCGGCAGAUGGGUCGUCGGUUCAGACUACAUAGACAAAAGUCUCGCUGCAGGAAAGUGGCUGCCGGAGGUCGAUUUUGAAGUCGGUAAUCCUGAGCGACUGGCGGGACUUAAUUUGCCGGAAAGAGAGAUGAAGUUAGCACGUGCUUGCCGUCGAUGGCGAUUGAAACUGCGCAGCAAUGACUCUUCCGAAAAAGUGGGAGCAUUUGAAGGAUGGCGUUGCAUUCUAUAUUGUUCGGACGAUAAGGCUGCUGGUCUGAUUCCAAUGCUCAGAGCAGGAGGGGCUGAAGUAGUAACAAGAAAGUCUAACGAUGGUGCUCCCCUUGUCUUCCGCCCAACACAUGCUGUGGUAUGCGGUAGUAGUCUGUGGAAUUUGGAGGAGCUAAACAUGCUAGUCAGCGUUGGUGCCAAAGUAUUUCAACUCGAAUUUAUCUCCAAGUACCUAAUGGAGGACAAUGUCGAUGAAGAAACAUGCUACCAUAUGGACUAUAAAAGAAUUUUGCGGUGUCCGCAUUGAAUAAAUCAAGUAGUUUUUUCUUUUUUUUCUCAGCAUACCAACAUAUCGCUUUUAUAUUCUUUCUUAUAUAUCUCUUCUGAAUUUUGCAUCGGGACGCAGCCCAUGUUAAUGCUACUUGAAUCCUCUUGUAAGUCCAAUUUAUUGUUCGUAUUUCAAUUUCCAUCCUAACGCACAUCGAUGAUGCGUCUCAAUUCUUUGUUGGAGGAUGUCCCUACAGGUUGCCCAUGUAUGCCAUUUCUGUGUAUUACGCAUUUGCCUUUGUGUUACAUGCAUGUCUUCUUUUAUGACUGUAAAUACGACAGCGGAUCAACAUCUUUGUAGAUUUUGUAAUUUGUAUGAAGUCUUUCUCCUUGAGUUUUCUCGUGCACUCAUCUCCGAUUCAUUUGCGCACGUCAAUCAAUUGUAAAUCAUUGUUACAAGCGUUAUUGGCUGAUUUAUGGGAUCUUUAAAUAAACUGGGGCUUACUUAUUACGUGUU
Cylicocyclus nassatus is the source of this 4819-nucleotide messenger RNA. The record is from the annotation of a GenBank genome assembly. Lineage: Eukaryota; Metazoa; Nematoda; Chromadorea; Rhabditida; Strongylidae.